GUCAAUUAUGAGAUAAAUAAAAUACUUAAAUGCUAUUGUUUGUUGAGUUUAUUUAAAAAUUAUUUUUAGAGGUCUUAAAGCUAUAAUAUAAAGUCCUCAACAUAUUUUUACAUACGUAAAAGUACAUCAAAAUGAACCAAGCCGACUUUAAAAACAAUCUAAGGAAACUAGAAUUUCCUCUCUGCGCCGUUGAGGCUCUUCCACGAAUAGAAAACAUUGUCGACAACAUGAGUCGGAGUAAACAGAACUUCGCUAUGAGUCUAAUAUCAGAGUUUAUAUUUUUGGAAAAGUUCAAAGACACCGACUUUAGAAAGAACGCAAACGCAGUCCCUUUUCUCACCUCGCAAAUGACAUCAAUUCAAGAAUUCCAACUUAUCAUUGUACUCAUCGAAUUUUUUUCUCGACCUGGACCAGAUGCCACCCGCAAUGCAGUAUUCCUCUCACUGUUCGGUGGUAACUUGACGCCCAAUCGUUCGAGCGUAUUGUGCAAACUCAUAAGUACUUCCGUGUCGGGGUCAGUCUCGGCUGUCCUUUGCGCUGCUGGUACUUGGAUGCAACAGCUUGGAUGCACUUCGGCUCCCAGUUUAGAAAUAGCGCAAAACUUAGUUAAAGAUUUUGUGAUAUUUGCAAAGAAAACUUCGGAGCAGCUUAAGCAGUUACCCAUGGUUGCUCCUCGAUUUGCAGCCAAUAUCAUGACUGCUGUGGCUGACCUAUAUAUGAAUGAACAGCGAGGAGCUCUCACAAGUCCACCGGACAUGCUUCUCGAUGUUUUUACUGAGUGGGUCACUGAUAACCCCAGUCUUUGCCUAGCUUCUCAGCAGCCACUCGCUUUGCCAUCGGGAGCCAUUGCAAUGCCAGUUAUUACACCAAUCGCUGGACUCAUUAAAUGGAGUGUACUGGCGCCAAUAGUCAACAACAAACCUACAUAUAGUGAUCUCCACUUGGCCGUGCUACAGACUUUGCUUCAAAUCGUUCCAUCAGGACCACCAACAGCACUUAAUGCUCAACAUCUCCUACUCAUUGUAAGUCCCCUCAAAGCACAUGCUCAAAAACUAGUAAGCGAAAAUCUUAAGCCCGAAGACGAUGCGAAUCUUCAAAAAAGUCUUGAGCGUUUUUCUCAAUCGAUUCAAGUUGCCCUCACUGCCAAGUGCGUAUACGGCAGUAUACCACAAUUGCUUUGCAAUUUGGAAACCCUACCUCAAAACAGUUUAAUGGAAAUAAUUAUUAAAGCAAAUAAAAACUCAGCAUGAUUAGAAACAAAUUA
This is a messenger RNA of Eupeodes corollae, 1264 nucleotides long. RefSeq names its product integrator complex subunit 15. The record is from RefSeq and is a predicted model, not a curated record. NCBI's taxonomy places the organism in Eukaryota, Metazoa, Arthropoda, Insecta, Diptera, Syrphidae. The transcript is spliced from 2 exons. The coding region runs from base 132 to 1250 and encodes 372 amino acids.